Rana temporaria (common frog) is the source of this 1232-nucleotide messenger RNA. It is a transcript of the gene TMEM74, whose product is annotated as transmembrane protein 74. The transcript has a single exon. Lineage: Eukaryota; Metazoa; Chordata; Amphibia; Anura; Ranidae. The annotation marks the transcript as partial. The record is from RefSeq and is a predicted model, not a curated record.
UGGACUGCUUUCUGUGAAAUAAAGUGGAUCCCUAUAGCAUGCAUGGAGCUUUAUCACAUUAAUAGGCAGCCACAAAGACUAGAUGAAUGCAACAAUGUGGACUGGGGCUAUAAUGUCAAGGACCCAAAAGCCUUUUGUUAUGAAAACCAUUGUGUUACCUCUGCUUUGUCUCCCGAUCAAUAUGAGUCCAUAUCAUUGAGUUCCUCUGACGAAGGCCAUGGUCUUAAGUUAUCUCAAGAUGAUUACAGCAAAGAGAGGAGGAAAGUUUGCUGCUUGGAAGAACUGGAAACCUCUUUUACAUAUGUCGAUGAAAAUGUCAACAUAGAACUUGUGACUCAUCCAACUUUUAGACACGACCAUGGGCACCAACCCCAGGCCUCAGAUAGAGAAAUCCAACAAGAUGGCAUUAAUGAAGCCUCCAUUAUGUCUGAUGAUGAAGCAACUUCAGAAGCUUCAGGAAAAAACGUAGAUUAUGGCUUCAUUAGUGCAGUGACUUUCCUAAUUACUGGAAUAAUGCUUGUUAUCAUUUCAUACCUGGUCCCCAGAGAUAACAGAUCUGAUCCAAAUUCCAUCCCAGCCAGGGAGAUGGAAAAAAUUGAGAAGAAAAAUGCUAUCAUCGGAGCUCAUUUGGAUAAAUGUGUAAUUGCUGGACUUUGUCUUUUAACUCUAGGUGGAGUUGUGUUGUCGAUUUUAUUGAUGAUAUCAAUGUGGAAAGGUGAACUCUACAGGAGGAAAGCAUUUGCUGCUAAAGACUCUGCAAAACUAUAUGGAUCAAUUAAUUUUAACCAUUCCAAGUCUGGUGGAACUGAGAAUACCUUGGUCCAAGAAGAAACAAUUGACAUAGUUACCUAAGUACCAAUGUUUUUAUGUGUUAAAAGUAAAAAACAUAGUUUGAUCAGUGAAAUAUACCAGAGGUGGAAAAAGGUGACUGUGGGAUAACAACAAGGAGACUGAGGUUGUGCCACCAUCCAUCACAGUUUUAUAUGAGGAGAAUGUGCAUUUAAUAGGAACCAGUCUUACCUCUCUGAGAUGGCUUGCGUAUCGAUUUUUUAAAUGUAUACACCCAGGCUGGAUACAGCUUUGGUUCUCAUCCCUGAGCUUAAGCAGCAGCCAGGUCAGCCUCUAUGGGGAUCUACCAGCUUGACAAUGGGCUGACAUUUCUACUGUUACUGGAAAAUAAUAUGACUAAAUGCUAGGAUAUACAGUUAUCUCUGAGAGGUAAGGCUUUGCUG